AUGGCAAAUUCAUCAGUUAUUGAUCAGCAAUACGAUCGAAUGCAAAUGCUCAAAGCUUUCGACGAAACAAAAGUCGGCGUCAAAGGCCUCAACGAUUCCGGGUAUCAUCUUGCAUGUUCUCUUCGCCAUAGGACUGAGGCGUCUUCCUCUUCCUCAGAUGAUUCGCUUUGGCAUUGGAUUUGGGGUAUUGAGGUUCUCCCGAAAAUCAAACUUUUUAUGUGGAAAUGUUUAGCUGGGGUGAUUCCUACCUCUAAAGCGCUUAUUUCUUGCUCGAUUGACGUUGAUCCCCUAUGUCGACACUGUGGUAAUGGUUUGGAAACACUGGAGCAUGUUUUGAGAGACUGUCCUUUGGCUUCCUUCGUGUGGGAGAUCUCUUCCCUUCGCCUCCAGCCAAUUUCUAUCUCUGGUCAUUGCUCUACUGCUGAAAGGUUCGACAUCAUCCGUCAGAUUCCUCAUGGAGAAGUUCACAAAACCUUCGCUAAUUUGGCGUGGGCGAUUUGGUAUUCUAGAAAUCUUUUGGUUUUUCAGGGUAAAGAGAUUUCUCACCUUGAAUGUUUGGCGACUGCCCAGCGUGCUACUUGGACUAAGUUGGUUUCGACUAAAAUGGUGGCUGCUAAUUCUUUGAUGGUGGAAUGUAGGCGUGAGCAGCAGGUGAAUAUUUCUUGUGAUGCUUCGGUUGUGGAGGGAGUUGGCGUGGGUUUUGGGGUGGUGAUGACGGAUAAGGAGGGCCUAUUUUUGGGUUGCUGCUUCGGUUUUUUACCUGGGGUGUUUUCUGUGCUGGAAGGUGAAGCUAAAGCUAUUCUGGAAGGUAUGAAGUUGUGUCGAGACCGAAAUCUUGAAGAUGUGAUUGUUGAAACUGAUAGUCAACUCCUCUUUUGGCGUCUGGUUAAUGGAGAGCCUGAUCCCUCUUACUUUGGUGACACUCUUUCGGGUAUUCUCUCCUUAGCCGCCAAGUUACGUCUUUGUGUGUUUAGUUGGACUCCUCGGGAAGGCAAUGCCAACGUUGAUUGUUUAGCAAAGUUUGUUUUGUUUAAUCGUUCUGUUUUUACCUUUUCUGAUGUUCUCCCCAAUUUUGGGAACUUUUCAUCUUUGGUUUAA
This is a messenger RNA of Salvia miltiorrhiza (redroot sage), 1098 nucleotides long. RefSeq lists its product as uncharacterized. The transcript has 2 exons. The record is from RefSeq and is a predicted model, not a curated record. Gene Ontology annotation, molecular function: nucleic acid binding; RNA-DNA hybrid ribonuclease activity. Bases 1 to 1098 code for a protein of 365 amino acids. NCBI's taxonomy places the organism in Eukaryota, Viridiplantae, Streptophyta, Magnoliopsida, Lamiales, Lamiaceae.